UGUUCAGCGUGUUGAUGUGAGCGGUGCUUUUCCCCGUGUUCGGUUUGAAGGAUACGUGGCGCGCGCCCGCCACAAACAGAGGCAGGUUGCGUCAAUCGGCUCCUGCUUGCCGGAUAACCGCUGUGACAACACUGUGCUCCCCAUCCCAUUAUUCGAGAGUGGACAGGAUGGAAGGACUGCUGGACCAAUGGCUUUGGAAGGAGGAGUACUGGCUGCCGCCGGGGGUCACCUGGAAGGACAUAGAGAUCGAGGGGGACCGCUACCCUCUACCCCGGGACCUCUUCUACACCCUGCCGCUGGCUCUUGGCUUCAUCGUCCUGCGCUACGUCUUUGAGAGGGUCAUAGCCAUGCCACUAAGCAGACAGCUGGGGGUGAGAGACAGGGUGCGGGUUCGAGCCCUGCCUGUCCCAAAGCUGGAGACAUUUUACAAACAGAACAAACAGCAACCCUCACAGAGUGAGGUCCUGGGCCUGGGGAAGCAUUGUGGUCUCAGUCAGCGCCAGAUAGAAACGUGGUUCCGCCAACGCCGCAACCAAGACAGGCCGAGCAACACCAAGAAGUUUUGUGAAGCCUCUUGGAGAUUCGUUUUCUACCUCAUUGCAUUUGUAGCAGCGCUUGCCUCCCUGAUUGAUACCCCCUGGUUCUGGGACCACAGAGAGUGCUGGCAGGGCUACCCCAAACAACCUGUCGCUGAGGCUCACUACUGGUAUUACAUCACAGAGCUGGGUUUCUAUUGGUCCCUGCUGCUCUGUGUCACUGUGGAUGUGAAGCGGAAGGAUUUCAAGGAACAGAUCAUCCACCACAUCGCUACCAUUUUGCUCAUCGGUUUCUCGUACUGUGCCAAUUAUGUGCGCGUUGGCACACUGGUGAUACUAGUCCAUGAUUCUUCAGACUUCCUGCUGGAGUCUGCCAAGAUGUUCAACUAUGCUGGCUGGCGGAAGACAUGUGACACACUGUUUGUCAUCUUCGCCCUGGUCUUCCUGCUAACACGACUAGUGGUCUUCCCUGGCAGAAUAGUCCACUCCACCCUGGUUGUGUCCUUGGAUUUCUUCCAGCCUUUCUUUGGCUACUAUUUCUUCAAUGCCCUGCUGUUGGUGCUGCAAGCUCUGCACAUCUUCUGGGCCUGGCUGAUCCUUCGCAUGGUCUACAAGUUUGUCUUUAUGGGCAAGGUGGAGAAAGACGAGCGCAGCGAUGAAGAAAGCGAGCCAGAGGAGGAAGAGGAGGCAGUGGAGGAAGAGGAGACUAGCUGGGAGCAAAGAAAGGGUGCACUCAAUUCCAAGUUGGCUUCGCUUGCCAACAAUUGUGUCCUGAACAACCUAACCAACCAGAGAAAUAUGAACAGCAGACUGCCCAAAGCCAGAUAGUACCACUUUCUUUUCGCACUAGGUUAAACUUAGAACGUUUUUCUCUCCUUCCACAGUAUAUGCUGGUAAGAUAUUAUUCAUUUAUAUGGCUUACAUAUUACCAAUGUGGUCCAUUUAUGAUUUCAUUAAUGGUUUCAGAUAAUACUUCUCUACGUUUGGAGUACAUAACUGUUCACUGCACUGUCAAAAUAAUGGUCGGGUCAAACAAGAAGAACGCUGGUUUUACUUUAAGAUGAAGUAUGUUUUUCUAGAUUUUAUAUUUAGAAUUGAUUUGUUUUUUGUUUGGAUUGUGUGUAAAUAGUUAAAGACAUGAACUCAAAUCAAAUCAAAGUUUAUUGGUUGCGUACACCAAUUAGCAGAUGUUAUGGCAGGUGCAGCGAAAUGCCUGUGUUUCUAGCUGCAACAGUGCACUAAUACCUAGCAAUAAAAAAACAAUACACACAUAAUCCAGAAAAAAAUAAACAUUUUUUUAUUUAUUUUUUAUUUAUCUGAAUGAGCAAUGUCAAAGACUGUUAUAUAUACAAACAGUAUCAGUCAAAAGUUUGGACACACCUAUUCAAGGUUUUUUUUGUGACUAUUUGCUACAUUGUAGAAUAAACUAUGAAAUAAUACAU
This is a messenger RNA of Oncorhynchus kisutch (coho salmon), 1978 nucleotides long. It is a transcript of the gene cers4a, whose product is annotated as ceramide synthase 4a. Gene Ontology annotation, biological process: ceramide biosynthetic process. NCBI's taxonomy places the organism in Eukaryota, Metazoa, Chordata, Actinopteri, Salmoniformes, Salmonidae. The record is from RefSeq and is a predicted model, not a curated record. The coding region runs from base 168 to 1364 and encodes 398 amino acids. Gene Ontology annotation, cellular component: membrane. Gene Ontology annotation, molecular function: sphingosine N-acyltransferase activity; DNA binding. The transcript has 11 exons.